UGGGAGGGUCUGAAGAGUCUGGGGGGGAACUGGGGUGUGACAUGGACUCCAGCCCCUUUUGUAACCUCCCCAGUUGCGCCUCUCGCCCCGACAGGCUGAGGAAUCACGUCCACGUUUCUCUCCAGAUGGGCCCGUCUUCCAGGACACCGGGAAGGGAAAUGUCUGUGAUGGAGCCAGCUCAGAUGCCGGUGACAUUCGAGGAGGUGGCUGUGUAUUUCACCCAGGGGCAGGGGGCUCUGCUGGACCCUGCUCAGAGAGCCCUCUACAGGGACGUCAUGCAGGAGAAUUACGAGACGGUGACCUCGCUGGGAUUUCCCAUUCCCAAACCUGAGCUGAUUGCCCGGUUAGAACGAGGGGAGGAGCCAUGGGUGCCUGAUCUCCUGGCCUGCAAAGAAAGAAGGCUUCCGAGAUGCACCCGUACAGGUCCAGACGCGGCAGGCAGGCUCCCCCAUUGACUCCGCCUACUCCUCUCGCGGAGCAGGAGU
Chrysemys picta bellii (western painted turtle) is the source of this 485-nucleotide messenger RNA. Lineage: Eukaryota; Metazoa; Chordata; Testudines; Emydidae. The record is from RefSeq and is a predicted model, not a curated record.